This is a messenger RNA of Tribolium castaneum (red flour beetle), 1792 nucleotides long. RefSeq names its product Odorant receptor co-receptor (gene Orco). Gene Ontology annotation, biological process: sensory perception of smell; detection of chemical stimulus involved in sensory perception of smell. The record is from RefSeq and is a predicted model, not a curated record. Gene Ontology annotation, molecular function: olfactory receptor activity; odorant binding. Gene Ontology annotation, cellular component: plasma membrane. NCBI's taxonomy places the organism in Eukaryota, Metazoa, Arthropoda, Insecta, Coleoptera, Tenebrionidae. The coding region runs from base 150 to 1577 and encodes 475 amino acids. The transcript is spliced from 8 exons.
CCCCUUUUCCAUCCAUUGGUCCACGAUUUCGGAGACACUGUUUCACCCCCAUCCACCCACGUACCACUUAUUCCCAUCACCAGUCGAGUGCGGAGGUUCCAUCUGACAACAUACCGAUGUGGGUGUGAGCGAAUUUCAAGCAAUUCAAGAUGAUGAAAUUCAAGGUCACGGGCCUCGUGGCCGACCUUAUGCCCAACAUUCGGCUCAUCCAAGCGUCCGGGCACUUCAUGCUCAACUACCAUGCCGAUAAUUCCGGCGCCUUGCACACCCUCAGGCUCGGCUACUGCUGCAUGCACCUGGUGUUCGUCCUAGUCCAAUAUGGUUGUAAUUUCGUUAAUUUGGUACUGGAACGUGGUGACGUCAACGAUUUGGCUGCCAACACCAUCACGGUGCUGUUUUUCACGCAUUGUGUCACGAAAUUCGUGUAUUUCGCGGUCAGGUCGAAACUUUUCUACCGAACUUUAGGUAUUUGGAACCAACCAAACAGUCAUCCGUUGUUUGUUGAGUCGAAUAAUCGCUACCACGGCAUUGCUUUGAAAAAAAUGCGGCGCUUGCUCUAUAUUAUAAUCAUCUGGACGUCCUUCAGUGCUAUUGCUUGGACCGGUAUCACGUUCGUGGGUGAUAGCGUCCACAAUAUCAAGGACCCAGAAAACGAAAAUUUGACCAUCACUGAACCCAUCCCACGCUUGUUGGUCAAGGCAUGGUACCCAUGGGACGCCAUGAGCGGCAUGCCCUACUACAUAACCCUCGUGUUCCAAAUCUACUACGUUUUUUUCUCACUCGCGCACGCAAACCUCCUCGAUAGCCUCUUCUGUUCGUGGCUGAUUUUCGCCUGCGAGCAGUUGCAACACUUGAAAGAGAUCAUGAAGCCUUUGAUGGAACUUUCGGCAACUCUGGACACCUACGUGCCGAAGAGUGCCGACUUGUUCCGAGCGCCGAGCGCCACCUCGCAGGACCAACUCAUCGAAAAUGAUUACAAUGAGAAAAACGAGGAUCUUAAGGGGGUGUAUAGCACGCGCCAGGAGCUCGGCGGCCAUUUUAGGGGCGGGGCGUUGCAGAAUUUCGGUAGUGGGGGCGUUGGGCCGAACGGUUUGACCAAAAAACAGGAGUUGAUGGUCAGGUCGGCGAUCAAAUACUGGGUGGAGCGCCACAAACACGUCGUCAGGUUGGUCACGGCCAUCGGUGAUGCGUAUGGUGUGGCACUCCUGCUCCAUAUGCUGACGUCUACGAUCAUGUUGACGCUUUUGGCCUAUCAGGCUACGAAAAUCACAGGGGUGGACAAAUACGCAGCUACGGUUCUGGGCUAUUUGCUGUUUGCGUUAGCCCAAGUGUUUCAUUUUUGUAUUUUUGGCAACCGCCUCAUUGAGGAGAGCUCUUCGGUGAUGGAGGCGGCCUAUAGUUGCCAUUGGUACGACGGGUCGGAGGAGGCUAAGACUUUUGUACAGAUCGUCUGCCAACAAUGUCAGAAGGCUAUGUCCAUUUCCGGUGCUAAAUUCUUCACGAUUUCGUUAGAUCUGUUCGCUUCGGUACUGGGCGCUGUGGUGACCUACUUCAUGGUGUUGGUGCAACUCAAAUGAGGGGUUUUUCGUUGCGUACGGUUGGUAGUUCCUUAAUUUCUGCACGUGACGUUUUGAAAAUUGUGAUAAUUAGACGGCACUGAUUUUUCAAGUUACACAGCAUUCAUAAGUGUCUUAAUUCAAGAUGGCGAGUACCUGAUAAUGGCGGUGACAAGGGGAAAUAAUAACGCUCUAGACUUAGUUACUUCUAUUUUACCUAAUAAAGUUUACCCUAA